Messenger RNA from Somion occarium, 2939 nucleotides. NCBI's taxonomy places the organism in Eukaryota, Fungi, Basidiomycota, Agaricomycetes, Polyporales, Cerrenaceae. The record is from the annotation of a GenBank genome assembly.
CUGUAUCUUGGGAACGUCUAGGACAACAUUGAAUACUGAACGUUGAACAUUGACCUCCAGCGUAUGUCGCUACGAAAGUGCUGAUUCGUUGUAACUACUUAAGUCGAUGCUUUCUUCCGGUACGACCGGUCCCGCUCAACGCUCGAAGCUUGGGCUGUGUUGCCAUCUCUGAGCGCUGAAUUCUCAUGGGUUCGUCUCUGUGUUUGAAUGUUCAACGGUUUAGGGUUCGUUGUUCUCGCCUUAUACGGGCCAUACUUCAUUUUCAUUUCAGACAUACAUUUCGUGUCAAUGUGCUUUGAUCUUUCAUAUGAUUCCAGGUCACCACCAGCUCUAGUUAUCACCUGGUACGUAUGGAGAACGCUGUUAGCUUCUCCUUGAUGUCGAAGGUGAGCCGUUUCAUAGCCGUUCGACCGGCAGAUUCAGUUCUUGUAAUGGACUACCUUCGUCUCGCGCCACAGCCAGCCAUGUAUGCACUUGACGACGAUUGACGUUUGGUAUUGAUCUUUCCAUCUUUAGGACAAAGACAGAAAGUGAGGCCUCUACCGACGAUGGAAAUGUCCUGAAUUUGAGGACAUUUAUAGAUACGUGGCACACGCUGAGUCGCUGACAAUAGCUCCUUUGACAGAUCUAUGAGCAGGGUCGGCUGCGUUGCGACCAGCAAGCCUACCCUAAAUGCCAGUCACGUCGUUUGUCGCGAAUUGAUCCUACUUACAGCUUGCACCGUUUAGUAUACUGAUUUUUCAAAGUCUUUCGGAGACGAUAUGUAUAACUUGACUGGGUAGAGCCGGGUUUCAAUCACAGGGCUGUCGUCUAGUUCCUCACCGAGCCUGAGGCGAUGGCACCUCUCCCAGUUGGUACCUGUCCACCUAAGCGCGUGCCGUCAUGGACCUACAUCUCCCUUGUUCUUUCUCUCGACCUGGCUACUCCAUUCCCUUCCAUCUCUCAAUCCGGCAUAUUCCAGGCUUUUGUUCUUGAGUCGUACAAUAAGUCUCGAACUUCGUUGUGUGUGAUGGAACAUCGUCCACAUUCAGCUCCUCCUACUGCCUAUCUGCACGGCGUUCAUCUUCCUCGUAGUAGACGCGAUACGUACGAGUCCGAUUCUGAGGAUGGUUUUCCGGCUGUGCCGUCCAACCUGGUAAUGCAACGGACCUCCUCGGACGAAUGUCGUCGUAAUACUGUCUGUGACAGUCGUUGCACUCAAACACAUUAUCCCUUCCCCUGCGCUGGAAGCAGUACCACUCCCCAAUUUCCUUCAUUGGAAUUCCCAGAAAACCGUCCAGAACAUAUCGUGGCCUCUUCAUCGCCAUGUGUCUCCCAUGAAGGAUUUGCACCUGAGCCAUCUUCUCGGAAAUACGUCGUUUAUACGGAAACGUGUGCGAUUGUGAGUGAUCAACUUGGACCGCAGAAGAAUCCCGACCUUCCACCUAAUUGGAAGCUGUUCGUUCGUCUGGAUGGCAGUUUAUAUUUUUAUGAUCCAGCAAAACGACUGGUUACCAAAGAAAACAUGUACAGAGCUGGCAUACGUCACAGGGUGGAACGUAAGGCGCAAGAUCUCUUUAGAAAGCUCACAAGCAGUCGCACGCUCAUGCCGCUUGAUUGGGAACUUUGCAUCGAAUUCUUUGACCACAAGGACGAGCUAGAUCACCAUUAUAUUUCCCAUGAACAUGGUUUCCUAUUUCGACUAGGUCCCGACGCAUCCAAAGAAGCUUCGCAUAUGGAAAGAGUUCGCUAUUGGGAACACGUCGAGAGAUACUGCAUGCACUUGAAAUUGGUUCCUCCAUUUACGGAGGCAGAGCUCCUCAGUGAGCUUGCAUAUGGAGCUACAGAACGCAUCCUUGAGAACAAGGAAACCAUGUUUCAAUUCUCUGACUUGCAGGGGCGACGACUACUUGAAACAUAUCGUGAACUAAAAGAAGCCCAAAGUUCCGGGUGCAACGUAGUUCCGGCUUUAACAGGGCUAUUUGCACGCGUCAUGAAGCUUGUAGAAGAGAAUCGAAUUCGUUGCAAGUAUGGAACAUUCGACGCUCGCCCCUACCGUCCCUGUUCUGUUCCAGAGCCGACAACAUGGAUCAAGGUCUUGGAUGUGUUCUUGAUAUUCAUCUUUUUCGGAACUCAUCGUAUGUAUCGGACGCGGCUUCAAAGCACUCGUAUUAAGAAUAUUGUCUACCUUCCGGACUUCCGAGAGUUGCUGAGAAGCUUCUUAUUAGAAUGGGGAGACACGACUUUGUUGGCGACUGUCUUCGUUUCAGCCAAUGUCGCUUUUCUGGCUGUCCCCGGUUUAAACGGUCUACAGCGCACUGCUUCCCUAUGUUCUUCGCUGUUUGGUAUGAUUAGUAUUGUUGCCGGUGUACAUGCGGUUUGGAACCAUCGCUCUAAGGCAGAAGCCUCCCAAGAAGAAGCGGCCCAAUACAUGGAAUACACCGAAGGACUCGGCGACCAACUAGGUCACACUCUCCUGGCAUGUUUCUUAUGUUUACCAAUAGCGUCACUCCUCUGGUCUGUCCUGACCUUCACCUUUGCUGUUGCCAUGUACUGCAUCACCGCCUCCGACAUCCGUGAGCGGAUCGUACUAUAUUUCCUCCUUGGCGUAUCAGGCUUCCUUGGGUUGACAACGACAUCCUUUUUCUGGUUCAUUUGGAUAGGGUCUCCAUUUCAACGUACGUCUUUUAGAGCGCGGAAGAACGUGGCUGGUGGUGGGUUAUUAUACGGGCGAUUGAGGGAACAAUUCAGAACCACAGUGGUAGGGAGACAUCACGGAGGUUAUGCAGUCUGAUCGACGUCGAUGCCCUUGAAUGGGCGUACACAUAUUACUAUGGAUGGAAUAUAUCAUCGGUAUUUUAUGAGGUCAGAUGAGAGGCGAGUAGAAGCGAGAUAACAUAACAUCACGAGAGCAAAUGCACAGCAGGCGUAAGUAUACUGAAUACAUCAGCUUCGAUUAC